AUGGAUGAACUUCAAAAAUUAGAGCAUCUGUCUUUAGUUUCAAAAAUAUGCACAGAAUUAGAAAACCAUCUUGGUAUAAAUGAUAAGGAUUUAGCUGAAUUUAUAAUUGCAUUGUCAGAAAAAAACAAUACUUUUGAAAGUUUCAAAGCAAUCCUUUUAAAAAAUGGAGCAGAAUUUUCUGAUUCAUUUAUAGAAAAUUUACUUCGUUUAAUCAAACACAUGCAACCAAAAGAUAAACCAAAAUUGGAAAAAACAGUGAAAGAUGUUUUGGCAGAAAAGUUUCCUGCUUUUACUGAAGAUCAAUCUAAUGAUGUAAAUGAAGCAAUGGCUGUAUUAGAAUCUCUGGCGCCAUCAAAUAUUGCUAAGAUGGCAGAAAUCAACAAUUUAUCAAGAGAUGAAAAACUUAUUAAAAAUGAAAAUACAAAACUUGGUGACAAUAGGGAAAAUAAAGAUGUUUCUCCUGCUAAGAGUCUUAGCCCAGAACGGAAACAUAAAAGAAAAGAUAGGGAAUCAACAAAAGAUGACAAAAGUAAUUAUAAAAAAACUAAAAUUAGAAAUAGAAGUCGAAGCAGGAGCAGAAGUAGAAGUAGAAAACUAAAACAUGAUAGAUAUUCUCAUCAAGACAAAGACUACAAGAGGAGAAGAUCCAGAUCUCAUUCUAGAAGCUUGCAUAGAAAAAAAAGAUCUAGUCUUGAAAGAAGGAAAAUGUCUAGAUCACCAAGUUAUGACAGAAAAAAAUUUCAAAGAAAUUUUUACUCUAAAGAUGAAAAUGUUAGAAAUCAAACUCAUAGAGGUAGAUCUAAAACUCCGGAAAAAGAUUUACCUUGUGAUCCAGAAGUUGGAAAAAUUUAUAAUGGAAAAAUAGCUAAUAUAGUUCCUUUUGGCUGUUUUGUACAAUUAGAAAAUUUAAGAAAAAGGUGGGAGGGAUUAGUUCACAUAUCUCAGUUAAGAAGAGAGGGAAGAAUAACUACAGUUGCUGAUGUCGUAUCUCGUGGUCAAAAAGUAAAGGUUAAGGUUCUUUCAGUAACCGGACAAAAAGUUUCACUGUCGAUUAAAGAUGUUGAUCAAGAUACAGGAAAAGAUUUAAAUCCAAUCACACAAGGCCUUAGAGAGCAAGAGGAAGAAAUUGCUCACAGAAAUCCAGAUAGACCUAUAUCUUUAUUAGAACUGCAAAGAAAUCAUGAUGAGGAAGAAGGAGAAAGUAGAAAAAGAGUUCAUAGAAUAUCUUCACCUGAAAAAUGGGAAUUAAAGCAAAUGAUUUCUGCAUCCUGUAUAAACAGGAGUGAAUUACCAGAUUUCGAUGAGGAAACCGGUUUACUUCCAAGGGAAGAAGAUGAAGAAGAAGAUAUAGAAAUUGAAUUGGUAGAAGAUGAGCCUCCUUUUUUGCAAGGACACGGUCGAAUGCUUCACGAUUUGAGUCCUGUUAGAAUAGUUAAAAAUCCUGAUGGUAGUCUUGCUCAAGCUGCAAUGAUGCAAAGUGCAUUAUCAAAAGAAAGAAGGGAACAAAAAAUGUUACAAAGAGAACAAGAAAUGGAUUCAAUGCCUCAGACAUUAAAUAAAAACUGGAUAGAUCCAUUACCAGAGGCUGAUACCAAAACAGUGACAGCCAACAUGAGAGGAGUUGGAGUAAUUUCUCAAGAUUUACCAGAGUGGAAAAAACAUGUCAUUGGAGGAAAGAAAAGUUCUUUUGGGAAAAAAACAAACAUGACAUUACUCGAGCAAAGAGAAAGUCUCCCAAUUUUUAAACUUAAAGAUGAUCUUAUUAAGGCUGUAACAGACAAUCAAAUUUUAAUAGUGAUUGGAGAAACGGGUUCUGGGAAAACUACUCAAAUCACACAAUAUUUAGCAGAGUCUGGUUUUACGUUCCGUGGUAAAAUAGGGUGCACCCAACCUCGAAGAGUUGCAGCUAUGAGCGUAGCAAAACGUGUAGCUGAAGAAUUUGGAUGCCGUUUGGGACAAGAAGUGGGCUACACAAUUCGUUUCGAGGAUUGUACCAGUCCAGAAACAGUUAUUAAAUACAUGACGGACGGUAUGCUUCUUAGAGAAUGUCUUGUAGAUUUGGACUUGAAAAAUUAUUCAGUCGUAAUGUUAGAUGAGGCUCAUGAAAGAACUAUUCAUACGGACGUUUUGUUCGGUUUAUUAAAACAAGCUGUGAGAAAACGUCCGGAAUUAAAGCUUAUUGUAACUUCAGCCACAUUAGACGCAGUUAAAUUUUCCCAGUAUUUUUUCGAGGCUCCUAUUUUUACUAUACCUGGAAGAACAUUUCCGGUAGAAGUAUUGUAUACAAAAGAACCGGAAACUGAUUACUUGGAUGCUAGUUUAAUUACUGUUAUGCAGAUUCAUCUUCGAGAACCUCCUGGUGAUAUUUUACUUUUUUUAACUGGUCAAGAAGAAAUCGAUACUGCUUGUGAAAUUUUAUACGAAAGAAUGAAAUCGCUGGGUCCGGAUGUGCCCGAGCUCAUUAUUCUUCCAGUGUAUUCCGCUCUUCCAAGCGAAAUGCAAACCAGAAUUUUCGAGCCUGCACCUCCUGGUUCACGUAAAGUAGUUAUUGCUACGAAUAUUGCUGAAACUUCUCUAACUAUUGAUGGAAUUUAUUAUGUUGUCGACCCUGGAUUCGUUAAACAAAAAGUUUAUAAUUCAAAGACAGGAAUGGAUAGUUUAGUAGUGACCCCUAUAUCUCAGUUUCAGUCCAAGCAGCGCGCGGGAAGAGCUGGGAGAACUGGACCUGGAAAGUGUUACAGAUUAUAUGUUGAAAGAGCUUACAGAGACGAAAUGCUUCCCACUCCUGUUCCAGAAAUUCAAAGAACGAAUCUCGCCACAACCGUAAGUUUUAAAAAAUUAAAAACUAUGGGUAUAAAUGACCUACUUCAUUUCGAUUUUAUGGACGCUCCACCCGUAGAGUCUUUAAUUAUGGCUCUCGAACAAUUGCAUUCUUUGAGCGCUUUGGAUGAUGAAGGUCUUCUAACUCGAUUGGGUAGAAGAAUGGCAGAAUUCCCGUUGGAACCUAAUUUAUCUAAAAUGUUAAUUAUGUCAGUUCAUUUAGGAUGUUCGGAUGAAAUUUUAACCAUCGUUUCAAUGCUUAGCGUUCAAAAUGUAUUUUACAGACCUAAAGAUAAACAAGCAUUAGCCGAUCAAAAAAAAGCAAAAUUUAACCAAAUGGAGGGAGAUCAUUUAACUCUUUUGGCUGUUUACAAUUCGUGGAAAAACAAUAAGUUUUCAAAUGCUUGGUGCUACGAAAACUUUGUACAAAUUCGAACGUUAAAAAGAGCUCAAGAUGUGCGAAAGCAAUUGUUGGGUAUCAUGGACAGACAUAAACUGGAUGUAGUUUCUGCUGGAAAAAAUACCGUAAGAGUUCAAAAAUGUGUUUGUUCAGGUUUUUUUAGAAAUGCAGCCAAAAAAGAUCCACAGGAAGGUUAUAGAACCUUGGUCGAUAGUCAAGUUGUUUACAUUCAUCCUUCCAGUGCAUUAUUUAACAGACAACCGGAAUGGGUUAUUUACCACGAGUUGGUUCAAACCACGAAGGAAUAUAUGCGGGAAGUGACAACGAUUGAUCCUAAAUGGUUGGUUGAAUUUGCCCCGGCAUUUUUUAAAUUUUCAGACCCGACUAAGCUGAGUAAAUUUAAAAAGAAUCAACGAUUAGAACCCUUGUAUAAUAAAUAUGAAGAACCGAAUGCAUGGAGAAUAUCUCGAGUUCGCAGAAGGAGAAAUUAA
Molecule: messenger RNA, 3711 nt
Organism: Pediculus humanus corporis (human body louse)
Lineage: Eukaryota; Metazoa; Arthropoda; Insecta; Psocodea; Pediculidae
Product: pre-mRNA-splicing factor ATP-dependent RNA helicase PRP22, putative
Exons: 16
Coding region: 1-3711 (1236 amino acids)
Biological process (GO): spliceosomal complex disassembly; mRNA splicing, via spliceosome
Cellular component (GO): catalytic step 2 spliceosome; intracellular anatomical structure
Molecular function (GO): ATP binding; RNA binding; RNA helicase activity
Source: RefSeq, a predicted model, not a curated record